ACUCGAGCUAGCUUGUUAGCCACAGCCGGCUAACGACAGCUACGCGACCGUUGAGCCCAAACGUCGUGCGCUCGUAGCGACCGACCGCGACACAGGUGGUCCGCGCACCUGUCGGCUACCUGGCAGCGAAAGCAAGGGGGGCCGGAGGGGGGGCGAGGGUUUUUUUCUUUUCUUUUCUUUUCUUUCUUCCCAUUUCAACAUGACUCAUGUUCACUACAAAUUCUCCUCCAAACUCAGCUACGACACGGUGGUGUUCGACGGCCCGCACGUCACGCUGCGGGAGCUGAAGCGGCAGAUCAUGGGCAGGGAGAAGCUGCGAGCCGGCGACUGCGACCUGCAGAUCACCAACGCGCAGAGCAAAGAAGAGUACAAAGACGACGAGUGUUCGAUCCCCAAAGGCUCCUCCGUCAUCGUCAGGAGGAUCCCGGUCGUCGGGUCGAAGCCCAGCUCCAGCAAGACCCGCCACGUUGAGCGAUCAGAUGGCCAGACUCACCAAGCCUUUGGAGCCUACAGAGCAAUGGAGGACCAGAGUUCUUCCAGGGCUUUGCCCCUUUUCUCAAAGAUGGCUAACCUGGCUGAUGUAGAUGGGUCAGAGGAAGAUAAGAUUAAAGUUAUGAUUAAUCAGUCUACCUACGACGCCAUGAAUUACAACAAGAAGUUUGGUACUGUACUUCCUGCCAACUACACCUGUUAUCGCUGUGGAAACACCGGACACCACAUCAGGGACUGUCCCAUCAUCGGGGAUAAGAACUGUGAUGCCCCGGCGAGAAUCAAGAAAAGCACCGGCAUCCCUCGUUCCUUCAUGGUGGAGGUGGACGAUCCCAACACGAAGGGCGCCAUGCUGACCAACUGUGGACGCUACGCCAUUCCUUCCAUCGACAUCGCGGCGUACGCCAUCGGCAAGAAGGAGAGGCCUCCCUUCGUUGCCCAGGAGCAGCCCAAGUCAGAAGAGGAGGAGGAGCCGGUGCCCGAGGAACUCCUGUGUGGGAUCUGUCACGACCUGAUGAGCGACGCUGUGGUCAUACCCUGCUGUGGAAACAGCUACUGUGACGACUGUAUCCGCAGUGCUCUGCUGGACUCAGAGGACCACGUCUGCCCCACUUGUCGCCAAUUGGAUGUCUCUCCUGAUACGCUGAUAGCAAAUAAGUUUCUCCGACAGGCUGUGGAGACCUUUAAGAAAGAGCGAGGCUACACUAAAAGUCUGGCAAGAGGGUGCGGCGCCUCCCAAUCCCAAAAUCCAACCCCGGCAGCGAGCCCUGUCCCCACCGCGCCCCACCUCGGUGUGCCGAGCCAACCGCAGAAGCCUCAUCUGUCGACCCAGCAGGACCCUCUCCGCUCACAGGCUGCAGACACGUCGCCACCGCCUCAGGUGUGUGCGGCUCCGCCCGCAGCUACAAGCCCCGCCUCUUCCCCCACCACACCGAGCACUGACCUCCAGCCUGAGCAAAUCCAGCCGGAGGAACCCGACAGAGAGGCUGAAGAGAAGACAAACGACGACGACGACGCUGCUGCUCCGUCCCCAAAGCCCCCCACCGAUGCCCCUUCACAGCUGAUCCCCCUGGUGAACCUGACUCCGCUGGCGGAGGAGCCGCAGGCGGCCGGCGUGGAUCUCGAGCAGCCCCCCUCAGGUCCCGCCCCCAAGCGCUCGGCGCCAUCGACGUGCUGGGAAAGCUCCUCCUCCUCCUCCCCCCUCUGUCCCACUGGAGGCUGGAGUGAGUCCGGCCUCCAGCAGCUUCGUCCCUCUUUCUCCCCCUAUCCGGCGACUCCUCCUCCUCCUCUCUUCCCGCCGCCUCAUUUCCACACAUUCCUGGCCGCCCAGCAGCCUCUCAGCGGUUUCCCCCCUGGAUACCCCCCCCCUACGCCCCUUUGGACACUGCCAAACCUCCAGGGGGCCCCCAUCCCUUCCCUGUGCCCCUCUACCGCCAUACCGGCCCUCAUCCCCAAGGAGUGGUACCGGCAUCAGACGAAGAAGGAAAGGUCCCCUCACAGAGAAUCCUCCAGCAGGCGCUCCUCCUCCCGAUCGGAUCCAAAGUCCUCAAAGUUCAAGCCUUCUCGCUCUUCGAGCAGGUCCAGGUCCCGGUCUCGGUCCCACGGCCGAUCAAGGCCGCCCUCGCGCCACAAAGACCUGCACAGCCGCUCUCACUCCUCCCGCUCCUACAGCUUUGGUUACAAACGUUCCCCCACGCCGUCCUCCUCGUCCUCGCCGCGAGGCGGCUACCGCUCCAGGCACAAGUCGCCGGCGGACCCCCGCCAAAGAAGCGGCCACCACAGUCGCCACCACGGUAAGAAAUCCGCUUCGGGCGGCGGCGGCGGCAGCGGCUCCGCCUCCAGGAGGCGAGGGGAGGAUGACGAGAGGGAGGCGGGAGCCUCGGGGGGGAGCUUACCUGGACACCUGUACGCUCAGCACGCCAAUCCGAGUGGCGGCCUGGACAGAGAGCGCUACCUGCGGUGGAGCCGCGAGUACAAAGAGUGGUGUGAUAAGUAUUUCAGUAGCUACGUCGGCCACUUCCACCAGCUGCCGCUUCCCCUCCUCAAUAUCCCCCCUCCCCCCCAGUGGGAGGACGGGGAAGGAAGCGCAAACCGCUCUGACUAUGGCGGCCGACGCCGCGGACGACGCGCCGCUCGGACGGAGGGCCGCUCGCCGCCAUCGCGCUCCUCCAGCGACAGCCGCUCCCCUCCAUCGCGCUCCUCGAGGGACAGCCGCUCCACGCUGUCUCAGUCGUCCAGCGACAGCCACUCGUCUCCGUCUUGUUCGUCCGGGAGCCUGUCCUCGCCGUCUCGGUCGUCCAGCGACCGGCGCUCCACACCGUCCAAAGGGGGUGUUCAGCCGAGGGCACAGAGCGGCGCCGGGAGCUGCGCCGGCCCGCCGGUCACAAAGAGCGGGGAGGACGAGAAGCACGAAGACGUGAAAGCUUUGGGGAGACUCGGCACCUUAAAACAGCAGCCAAAGAAGAAACGCGCCGAAGGAGGAGACGAAGAGUCCUCGUCCCUCGAUGCUGCUGACUCGGCGGAUGACUGCAGGGAGGACCGGAGGAGGCGCGGCGCCGGACCAAAAGCCUUCAGGGACGGCGCUCCUGCGCGGGACGAACGGACUACCGGCGAUGCCUUGGAACCUGCCCGGCCACUCGCCCAACCAGAGAGACGCCGGGAUAAAGAGUAUGAGAGAAGACGCAGAGAACACAGGCACGUGGAAGUGGAGAAAGGACGGAGACGAGGCAAACAUUCCGACUCCAGGCAGGAUGUGGGGAGGAGGCACAAAGAGACGGACACGCGGCGCACUGACAGACCGCCAACCGGCAGCACCGACUCGAGAUCACACCGGAGUAGGAAAAGAAAAGGAGAAGAGAGAGAGAGAAGUUCUCUCAGGGCGGAAAACAGCAAAUGCUUGAAAACGAACACCGCAGAGGAACCCAAAAGCCGCAGGAGUGAAUCCCUGAAUCCACUUGACAAGAAGACGCCAAAAGCGGAGCAGAAGAAAGAGAGGAAAGCUUUGCCUCUGACGGAGAGAGACGUCUGGGAGGGGGGGAUAAGUGUGAAACCACAGAAGAAGAUAAGCAUCAACAUUAACCUCGAAGGAAAGCGGAGCGAAGAGAAAACUGAAAAGCAGCCGUUUUCUUAUUUCGACAACGCGAAGGAAGAAGUCAAGGAGGCAGGACAGAAGGAGAAGUCAAACGGAGACACAGACACUGAGGCAAAUGAGAAGACCGAGUCCAGCAGAGAAGUGGAAGGUCUGUCUGAAGAAAACGUCCAACCAAAUGAAGAAGCAAGACAGAAAUGGGAGAAAGCUACCUUCAGGGAUGAUAAGGGAGCGACGUUGGAGAAAACGGCGACUCCCGCCCUCAGAGCGGAGGAGACAACCGAACAGGGUCAACUGCUGUGGGACGAAGGAGACGGGACGGAGGCCAGCAAAGGGGGAGAGGUGAGGAACACCAGGAGCGUGAGGGGAGGAGAUGCAGGACCGGCGACGGGAGAAAGCACAUUGGCGGAGAACAAGGGAAACUCGCCGGGGGAGUCAAAGGACGUCCCGAUGGAGGGAGGAGAGUGGAGGAUGUGGGAGGACAAGGAGGACGAAUACAGGUCCAAGUGCCAGAGCAGCAUCAGCGAGAUCCACCAAGACGGAGCGAAGCCCCCGAGGGAGGACGGCAGCGGCCACGGGGAUCCUCGGGGUCGGGGGGAGGAGGAGGAGGAGGUGAAAGCUCUGGAGGAAGGCGGCGAGGACAGAGCUGCCGACCAGGAGGACGAGCUCAUAAAGGUCGCUCACAAGGUCGACAAGGGAGAGCCGGAGGAAGACGAGCGGGUCGAAGGAGCGGCCAAAGCUCAAACGGAGGCUCCGUCAUUGGUUCUCCCGCCGUCCUCCGUUCGUGUGACAUCACAGACGACUGCCAACAGGGAGAGAGACGACGAAGAAAAGAGAGAGACGGAGAGAGGAAGAGAAAUCCAGAAAACCCCCGUUUGGUCCAGUUCACACCGAAGUGGGGCUCCCUCCGGCGGCAGAGACAGAAAGGACAGCACGGUGCAUUCAGACAGAGACCGGGAGAGACGGAGGGACAGAGACAGAGGGAGGGAGGGCGAGAGACCAGGGGGAGGGCAGAGAGAGAGCAGAAGAUCGACAGAGCGGGCGAGGGACGAAGACAGGGGGAGGGGCCGGGAGAGAGAGCGGAAGCACGCCAGCGUCUCGGCCCAAAAGAGGGAUCUCCCUUCCUCCUCCUCCUCCCGGUCGAGGUCACAUGACACCGAGAGGGGAGGCUGGCAGCGAGGGGGCGACCCGGGCGAUGCCAGGAGCUCGCCUCGUCCCGGCAGGAAGUUCCCGCCUGGCAGGAGCCGGGAGAGCGGCGCGAUGAGCAGAGCUCCCGAGCUGGCCGAUCAGAAUCCCCACAGAUCAUGCAGAGACACGUUGGUGUCUAAAGACCCCCCAGACAGACCCCUCCCCGCCUGCCCUCCCUCGCAGCCGGAGUCGAGGAAGAGACGCGCCCCCCUGCGGGUCAGAGCCCAGAACCAUCGAUCCGGGAUCACUGCACAACAGAGGCGGGGACGAGGAGCCGCGUGAGCCGAGGCGGGUCCAGAAAGAGCCGCGGGACGGGAGGGCGGGAGGCGGCCGGCGGGAGGGCCGGGGAGCGGACGGACGGACCAGGUGGGAGGCGGCCAGGGAGCUGGAGGAAGGCGAGAGGCCGAGCAGCCACAGCUCAUCGGCGAGCCAGGAGAAGGGCGAGGAGGACGGGAGAGAAGAGAGCGGCGCCAAAGGAAAGCAGCACAAGAAGGAGAAGAGGCCCGGCGGCCCGGAGCCGCCGGAGGACGAGCGGCGCGACAAGCAGCUGAAGACCACGUCAAAGAGGGGCGGAGACGGAAGGGAGGAGAGGAGCGGGGGAGAGGCGGACGGCCUCGGCUCGCUCGCCUCACCGUGACCUUCGCAGCACAAAUAAUGUUUCUCCCCUCGGUCCAAAAAGUGCCUGGAUUUAUUCUUUCAACUUAGUUUUGUUUUCCCACGGUGCUUUUUGUGUCUAAUAUCUGAUCAUCCAAUGGUGAGAGCGAAUGAAUUGUAAAGGAAAAGCACUUUAUACUAAAUAGAAUGAAAGAAAAUGUGAAACCUUGAAUUGUAAAACGUCGCUCAGGUCUGUUACCUCUGAGGGGGUCGUUGCAUUUGCCUCACACAUGCAGAGGAUUAUUGAAAGCAGAAUAUUUAUGAUUUGAAACUGUCAUAUUUAGUUUUUAUUUUGAAUUUUGUAAAUGUUUAAUUUAAAAACUGCUUAAUGGAGAACGAAUUACCAAAGAGGAAGGUUAUAAUUUUUCCUGUUUUGAAGGACAUAAAAAAGAAACAUGAACAUGAAA
This is a messenger RNA of Gasterosteus aculeatus aculeatus (three-spined stickleback), 5826 nucleotides long. RefSeq lists its product as uncharacterized. Gene Ontology annotation, molecular function: nucleic acid binding; zinc ion binding; ubiquitin protein ligase activity. Gene Ontology annotation, biological process: mRNA processing; ubiquitin-dependent protein catabolic process; protein ubiquitination. The record is from RefSeq and is a predicted model, not a curated record. Gene Ontology annotation, cellular component: nucleus. Lineage: Eukaryota; Metazoa; Chordata; Actinopteri; Perciformes; Gasterosteidae.